Molecule: messenger RNA, 1056 nt
Organism: Mya arenaria
Lineage: Eukaryota; Metazoa; Mollusca; Bivalvia; Myida; Myidae
Product: multiple epidermal growth factor-like domains protein 11
Exons: 4
Coding region: 1-1056 (351 amino acids)
Molecular function (GO): scavenger receptor activity
Source: RefSeq, a predicted model, not a curated record
AUGCCGUUGUUUGUGAAAGAUGUCCAUCUGGAAAGUUUGGUGAACAGUGUGAGCUGUCUUGCAAAUAUCCUCAUUGCUUUUGUAAUUCACCUUUGGACUGUACGUCGUGCGAAGCAGGAUAUUUUAACACUAGUACAAACUGUCAGUUUACAUGUAUUUCUCCAACGUGUACAUGUACAAACCGAGAAAACUGUCAUUCUUGUAAAGACGGAUCUAACGGAUUGGAGAACAAUUGUAGAUAGUAAUGCAUGCUCCAAAAGCGGAAUCUGUUUUGCUUGCAAGCCUUAUUUUACUGGAAGUAAAUGUGGUUCGUGUAUAGAUGGUCGAUAUGGAACAAACUGUUCUUUACAAUGCAGCCUUGGUUGUGCGGGAAAAGUCUGCAAAUCAAGGGAUGGAACAUGCAACUGCAGAAAUUAUUUCAGUGGUGAUAAAUGUGACUCAUGCGUAGAUGGCAACUAUGGAGAAAACUGCUCUUUGAAAUGCAGUCAAGGUUGUGAGGAGAACACUUGCAAUUUUCGUGAUGGAACAUGCAAUUGCAGUACUAAUUAUAGUGGUGAACAAUGUGAGGACUGUAUCAGAGAUCGGUAUGGAGAGGGAUGUUCAAAAACAUGUAGCCUUGGCUGCGUAGAAAAUACUUGCUCUUCUGCCGAUGGGAAGUGUGAUUGUAAAUACUUUUACAAGGGAUAUAAGUGUGACGUUUGUGAAGACGGCGACCAUUGUCUGAAUAACAUUGAAUCGAGACAUCCCAACAAUACAAACAACUUUCCAACUGGUGCACUUACAGGGGGUGUUAUUGGUGCUGUAGUAGUGUUUGAUGCUGCUGUCGUUAUAGCUGUUUUGUGCAGACGAAGAUUAUCACAAAGGAAGGCACAAGGCCAUACCGACGAGCAAAAUACUACACAUCCUGGAGGAGAGCUAACUCAGCCUGGGCAAUACGAAACAUUAAAUAACAGUCGCAUGGAGGAAAAUCAAAGGAGGGAGACCUACACCAGGCUGGUAACGACAAGUCAAGAUGAAAUAACAGAACGUGUCAGCCCGGAUAGUAUUGAAUCUUGA